This is a messenger RNA of Rhea pennata, 1001 nucleotides long. RefSeq names its product radial spoke head component 1 (gene RSPH1). NCBI's taxonomy places the organism in Eukaryota, Metazoa, Chordata, Aves, Rheiformes, Rheidae. The transcript is spliced from 9 exons. The record is from RefSeq and is a predicted model, not a curated record. Gene Ontology annotation, cellular component: motile cilium; cytosol; nucleus. The coding region runs from base 7 to 978 and encodes 323 amino acids. Gene Ontology annotation, biological process: spermatid development; axoneme assembly.
GGCGCCAUGUCGGAGCUGGGCUCGGAGGAGUCCGAGGAGUCCGAGGCCCCGGCGGACUUAGGGGAAUAUGAUGGUGAGCGCAAUUCAGAAGGUGAACGACAUGGACGUGGAAAAGCACGACUGCCCAAUGGCGAUACAUACGACGGAGAAUAUGAACAUGGUUUCAGAAGUGGACAGGGGACCUACAGAUUUACAAAUGGUGCUCGCUACAUCGGAGGAUAUCGUCAAAACAAAAAACAUGGCCAGGGCAUAUUUUUUUAUCCAGAUGGAUCAAAAUAUGAAGGAGACUGGGUGGAUGACCAGAGACACGGCUAUGGAGUUUAUACCUAUGCAAAUGGGGACAGCUAUACUGGAGACUGGUUUAAUCACAACAGGCACGGACAAGGUACAUACACCUACAAAGAGAGUGGAUCUAAGUAUGUUGGUGGUUGGAUAAAUGGAAAUCAGGGAGAAGCAGCUGAACUUAUCCACCUAAAUCACCGUUUUCAGGGCAUGUUUUUGAAUGGAAAUCCUAUUGGUCGUGGCAAAUAUGUCUUUGACAAUGGAUGUGAACAGCAUGGUGAAUACAUAUACUCAACGCAGGCUAAAGAGGAGGGAGAAGAAGAGGAGGAACACUCAUUACUCAUUGCACCAAAAUGGAAAGCAAUGGAUAUUAGCAAAGUAACACUCUGGACACCCAGUGUGGAACAACCAACUUCUCCCACAGAAGCCCUCCAAGUAGGAACACCAACAGAAGAAGCAGCAGCAGAAAGAGCAGUAGCAGCUGCAGAGGAAGAAAUGCCAUCAAGUGCAGUCACUGAUGAGUCUGCUGAGGGUGGGGAUGAUGAGCCUUCUUCUCAUGAAGUAUACAGUGAAGCAAAAGAGGCAGAAGAGGAAGAGGAAGAGGAGGAAACCAGAGAGGAAGAAGAAAACAAAGAUGAUCAGGAUGAUCAAGAAUCAAAAGAAACAGAGGAACUGGAUACAACUAAAGAGGAAUAGAGCCAAAAAAGGAAACUUCAGAC